This is a messenger RNA of Magallana angulata, 2832 nucleotides long. Its product is annotated as kyphoscoliosis peptidase-like. Bases 481 to 1998 code for a protein of 505 amino acids. The transcript is spliced from 5 exons. NCBI's taxonomy places the organism in Eukaryota, Metazoa, Mollusca, Bivalvia, Ostreida, Ostreidae. The record is from RefSeq and is a predicted model, not a curated record.
GAAGGUGCGUUAUGGAUUGGUCAGAAACCAUGUAAAGAAAUGGAGAAUCAUCUACUCAGUCUGAACAACUGGACAGUUAUAUGAUGUCAUCAAUUAAACUCGUGGGUGGCUGACCGUGAUGGGGAGAUGCUCUUCCAAACCUUGAUGUGACAUCUCUGACGUCACAACUCUAUCAGAGAACCGCCUCAUCAGUGUUCAGCCAAUUGUUGACGAGAAACUAGCGCCGACCCCGCCCACUCUCAGAAGGGAUGACAUCAUUUCAGAUAUAUCCAUGUUCAAAAAAGUCGAUAGCUAUGCAGCCAAAGCCCCCAAAUCCACAGAGCUUUCCCUACAGAACCUGUCCAGGUAUUUGUCCAAAGCCUCCAAGUCCAACUUGGGUCGUGUCCGGGCCUUCUAUUACUGGAUCUGUCACCACGUGGAAUUAGAUCUUCGAUCCUUUCUAAAAAAAACUACAAAAAGCCAGUGGCCGCUGAGUUUACGAUGCAUACCAAUGUAGCCCUUUGUUAUGGUUACGCAGAACUCUUUGCUGAACUCUGCAGGUUAUCCAGCAUCCCCGUAAAGACAAUCUAUGGAUAUCUUAAAGGAUACGGGUACAACCCAACAAAACCUUUCAAGUACGCCCAUUCGACCAAUCACGCUUGGAAUGCUGUUCACGUGGUCGGCCAGUGGUGUUUGAUUGACUGUACGCUGGGCGCUGGUACUGUUGAUGAGGAGGGUCAUUACAUCCGGGAAUUUGAAAACUUCUACUUUUUAACCGAUCCUGAUCAGUUAAUUUCGACACAUUUUCCAUACAUGGAGAAGAGUAGAAAAGAAAGCAGACCAUGGCAGCUUCUUCAGAAGCCGGUUACUCUGCAGGCGUUCAGUAAACAUGUGAACAGAACAAUCACAGCUUUUAAAUGGGGCGUGGAGCUCGUGUCUCAUAGCGAGGCUGUGAUUCCUGUGACGUUAUCCGUAACAGUAUUUCUAAAGGGAACUUCUAUAACUCUCUAUAACGUUUUAGCACGUUUAACGGACAUUAACGGCAAAAUACUGAAGAGAUACACAUUGGUGCAAAAUCCAGACCACAACUUGUUUUCAGUUCGAGUACGCCCUCCAAAAGUCGGGAAGUUUCGACUGACAGUUUUUGGAAGUACUGAUCAAAACGACACGACCCUUCAUGAGGUUGUGUCGUAUGUUUUACGUUGUAGACAAACGGAGCCAAUCGUUUAUUUAUAUCCCAAACACCUGGGUAUUUGGAUAUCUCGCUGUGAUUACCAAGACUAUGGAUUUGAGCCAGGGGCCGACUCCCCCAUGAUUAUAAGCCCUAAAGACGGUGAUUUGGAGCUUACAAUACCCACAAGAAAAGAUUUUCCUGUUACGUGUAGAGUGACGCAUUCCGAAUCCAAAAUAAAAGAUAUCGAAAAGUAUAUAUUGUUAGAGAAGGCUGAAAAUAUCCUUAAGAUUAGAGGUCAUCUGCCAGAGAAGGGAUUUUACAAGUUGCAGAUAUUUUGCAAAAGUGAUUUUGGACCUUACGAGCCAGUUUUGCUAUUCCUGAUUGAUUGCACAAGAGGUGCUAUGUUUAACGCAUUACCAUUUCCUGUUAUUUAUUCUUCCGCAACACAGUUUCACUGUCAGUUAAUAGAACCACUUGUGCGCGAGUUGCCAGAAGAGUCUUCGAUAAAUAUUCGAUUUCGUUCAAGUGAUAUAAUCAAAGCAGUUGUGAACGGUCGCAGAAUUGAAAAAGGGAAUGACAAUAUCUGGCGCUCCACUGUUCGUACACAUACCGCUGGCGGAAGUUUACGUAUCGCCGGAACAAACGAACUCAAGGGACGCUACUGGGUUUUGUGGGAAUUCACUAUUGUCAAGGGACCUAACUCUAUAGUGCUGGAAGAUAUUUUGACAGCAAGGUCAAAUACGUCACAUCCUCCGAUGACGCAACGAUCAGAAAACCAAUCAACGCAAAGAACGCCAAAACAUACAUCAAGAAUCAAGGAGAAAACAAUUAUCAUAAAGAAAUAAGUUGCCUCCCUUUUUAUAUUACUGUCUACUAAAUCAUAAUUACUAAAAUGUUUAACUAUAAAAGAUUGUAUUUUUUUGGUAUUUAAUUCAGUUAUGAAAUUUUAAAAUGCAUGCCCAAUGAAUAAUACAUACAUCUCAAAAAUUGAAAUAACAUUCAUGCUUUUACAAGUGCUUCAAAUUUAUUAAUAAAUGAUUUUAUUCAAACUUAAUUAACAUACAUGACACCAUUAAGUACACUGGUUGUGAAUUAUAGUAAUAUAACAUGUUUCCACUUACAGAUAUCUAACAAGCAGAAAUAAAACUUUUAUAGCAAAAUAAUUUUUCUAAUGAUAAAUAUUUCUACCUUAUAUGCGAAUGAAGCCAAAUUUGAAUUCUGAUAUGUGAACAUUAAGCUAUAAUACUGUUGAAUCAUUUUUAUUCGUGGGGAUCAAUGUUCGUGCGUAACCAAAUCUUUCCUGGUUUGUGGGGACGUAAUUUCGUUGGUAGCAGUUUCUACUUCGUAAAUAAAUAAACAAAUGCCUGUACAUGUAUAUACAUUCGUUGGGAUGUGAAUUCAUAGGCAAGGGUUACUCACGAAAGCCACCAACAUUGCCCCCCCCCCCUCCCACGAACAAUGAUGAUUCCACAGUACUUGUCAAAUAUUAAUAACGAAAUUCUCUAAUCAAUUAAAAUUUCUACAGACUUGUGACAGUAACAACACUUUAAUUCUGUUAUUGAAGUAGAUGAUCAAUGAUUAUCAAGAGAUCUGUAGGAUUUACUAUUAAAACAGCUAGAACAUAACUUCAACAUCAGACAAGGAUUAAUUGAUUUUUAAAAUCUUUGAUAACUAAUGUC